AUGGUGAAGGACGUUCCUGUGUUCUUCCUCCUGCUCCUCUCGUGUCUGUUGACGAGAACCCGAUGUGAUCCAAGGUCGCGAACGGUGGAGAUCAUCUGCUCGACGCAAUUGGAACACAAUACGACUGCAUAUGUUCCCAAUUUUAUAGCCGGCAUGCAGAGCAUCUCCGAUCAGCUUCGAGUUGGUGGAUUUGGCGUGGCGACGGUGGGUUCUGGACUAGAUGCAAACUAUGGACUGGCACAGUGCUAUGGCGACCUCUCCCCGGUGGACUGCGUUCUGUGCUACGCCGAGGCGCGGACGAUCUUGCCCAAGUGCUUUCCCUACGACGGCGGGCGGAUCUAUCUCGACGGCUGCUUCAUGAGGUCAGCGAAUUACAGGUUCUUUGAAGAGUACACGGGCGCUGAGGACAAGGCCCAAUGUGGGAACACGACGAGGAAGAGUGCACAGUUCGGUCAGUUGGUGAGGAAAGCGGUGUCAGAUGCGACCACCGCGGCGCCGGGCAAUGGAGGCUACGCCAGAGCCUUUGCGACUUCUUCAGGCGCUACGAGUGAAUCGGUUUAUGUUCUGGCUAAUUGCUGGAAGACGUUGAACUCAAGCUCCUGCCAAGCUUGUCUGACGGAUGCAACAGCAUUGGUGACGGGAUGUGUGCCAUGGUCGGAUGGGCGGGCCCUUAAGAUUGGAUGCUUCUUGAGGUAUUCAGACGUGAAUUUUCUGAAUCCUCUGCAGAGAAAUCGGCGUUCAAAAGGUACCCCAUGCUCUCAGAAGAAAACUUAAUGUGGAUGGAGCUUGCCUCGAGCUAAAUCGUCUUCUGCUUUUCCGUGACUUGCAGGGAUCACAAUCCCAAUCGUAUUUGCAGUCCUUAGCUUAGUUGUUGUUAUCGGAGUGGGAACAAUUAUCGGAUAUUUUGUUCGGAGGCGCAUGAUGAUACAAAACAAAAGAAGACGUACUUUGACCUACCUGAUCAUUUCAUUUAUUUCAUUGUCAUCUUUACAUCAUUUGAUUUUAUUUAUUUAUUUAUUGUGUAAGUAAUCAAUCCUCGAGCUCUAUGAAAUACCGAAUGCCAAAUUUUGUGCCACCUUUUUGCAGAUGCAUUUGAUGCAGAGAACAUGAAGUCCACUUUAUGGAACAGUCAUCUAAAUUUCAAAUAUUCUACGCUUGAGAAGGCAACUAGAUCUUUUUCUCCUGAGAACAAGCUGGGCCAGGGAGGUUUUGGUUCAGUUUAUAAGGUAAUCAUUAGCAGAUACUGCAUAAACUUUCGUAUUCUUCACUACCGGGUUUCUGAGACAUGCUCAAUCGUUCAUAUAUUUCGGAGAACCCAACAUUGUUGUGUUGAUCGCGGAUUAACCCCUGUUUCUUAGGGAGUUUUGUCCGAUGGGAGAGAGAUUGCGGUGAAGAGAUUGUACUUCAAUAAUAAAAACAGAGCUUCAGAUUUUUACAACGAAGUGAACAUGAUCAGCAGUGUGGAGCAUAAGAAUCUUGUUCGCCUGUUGGGUUGCAGCUGCGUCGGCCCCGAAAGUCUUCUAGUCUAUGAAUAUGUCCCCAACAAGAGCCUCAACCUCUUCAUUUUUGGUACUCUCAUUCCCCCUUCAGUUCCUAUAGUUUCAUCCACAUUAUUUCCUCUAAGAAACAUGCUUUGUAUGAGUCGUUUAUUUCAACUAGUAUGAUUACCGAGCUUCAUAUUCUUCAUGUUCUUGCGCACAUUAGCCUUGGUUCGGGAGUAAUUCUAUGAUGAACCUUGACAGAUCCUGAAAAAGGACAGUUAUUGGAUUGGCAAAAGAGACUUGAAAUAAUCAAGGGCACUGCCGAAGGUUUGGCCUAUCUCCAUGAGAACUCCAAAGUUAGAAUAAUCCACAGGGAUAUCAAGGCGAGCAACAUCCUGUUAGACAACAAGUUUCGGGCUAGGAUUGCCGACUUUGGCCUCGCGCGGUCAUUCCAAGACGACCAAAGCCACAUCACCACUGCCAUUGCCGGGACCUUGUGAGUUUGUAGGAUAUCAAUAACCCCCAAGACCCAUGCCCAAAGGCUCUCAACUUUCCAUUCUUAUACCUGGUUUGUCGUUUCAGGGGAUACAUGGCUCCGGAAUACCUUGCCCUCGGCCAGCUCACAGAAAAGGCGGAUGUGUACAGUUUUGGUGUCCUUUUGAUAGAGAUCGUCACCGGCAAGUCCAACAACAGGAGCAAAGUCCCUGACAACUCUGAGAGCAUCAUUACUCUGGUAAGUCCUCUAAUCCCUCUCUCUCAUGUCAGAGCUGGCGCAUUAUAGAAUUCUAUUCUCUCAUGCAUACCAAUCUUGGGGCCCUAUCUGAUCUGUUGAGAAAUUCUCAGAUGAAAUAAUUUACUUGGAAAGUCCAUUUCUUUAACAAUAUUAAUCUAAAUAAAUAAAUAUCAGCCGGCCCACGGGUUUAUUCAUAGAAUGAUCAAAUAUGGGACCAAUCAAGAAAUAUUCAUAGCAACAUAUCGAUCUGGCAAUUCCCAUUGUUUUCUAUUCCAGGCAUGGAGGCACUUCCAAUCAGGGACUGUGGAGGACCUCAUCGAUCCAAACAUGAAGCUACAUGACCACGAGAAUCACACCCUCGUGAAGGCCGAGAUCACUAGGGCAGUGCACAUUGGGCUCCUUUGCACGCAGGAAAUACCCUCGCUGCGGCCCUCCUCGCUGGGCGCCCUGCGGAUGCUGCAAAGGAUAGAGGAAACGCUUCCCCAGCCCAACAGGCCGCCGUUCACCGACGAGACGACCAUGGAGCUGCCCAACAUGACCGACGCCUCUCGUCUCUCCGACCGCCAUCUCUUCUCCAUCGCCACCGUCUCCGACACCUCCUUCUACCCAAGGUGA
Spirodela intermedia is the source of this 2829-nucleotide messenger RNA. NCBI's taxonomy places the organism in Eukaryota, Viridiplantae, Streptophyta, Magnoliopsida, Alismatales, Araceae. The record is from the annotation of a GenBank genome assembly.